This is a messenger RNA of Danaus chrysippus (African queen), 4425 nucleotides long. Lineage: Eukaryota; Metazoa; Arthropoda; Insecta; Lepidoptera; Nymphalidae. The record is from the annotation of a GenBank genome assembly.
AUGCGACGAGGUCAAACGAGAAUUGGUGGAUGGCGUAAUGAAAACUCGAGACAAUUUAGCUCAAGAAACGGCGGCAAUUCACAUUUCAGAUCGUCCAGAAACUAUGAUAUACCGGAUGCACCGAGAUUCCCGCCACCGAGUUCAAGGUCUCGACGACCACAACCUUAUAACUCGCGAGUUGAUAAUCAAGAUCAAUCACAGGAUCAUGGUGAUCGAUACAGAUACAGGAACAAUCAUCAUAACUACCUGAGACAACCUCACCAUAGUGGGAGGCAAAUAUUACCAUUAGUACAUCAAAGACAAGAAGAACAACAUAGAAGUAUGUUCAAAGAACCUUCUAAUUUCUAUAAAGAUGUACAUGGAAACCAUUUUCAUGUGAACAGUAUGGGAGACGUUGAUCACCGUCAAUUGCCACAAAUGCAUAAUUUUAGACAACCUCUAAUUAGCCCUUGGGCUGCUGAAAAUGAUUUUUCACAAAGUGAAAAUAUUUUUAAUAAAUCACAAAGAUCAGAAUAUAGUGAAACUAAUAAAUAUUCAGAUUAUACUGGACACAGGCCACCAGCUUCCGACCACUAUGGAUGUAAUCCUACAUUAUCGGCUUCAGCCAUUGACAACUCCAAUUCAUUCAGUAGAUCUGUAGAUGACACUGUAGAUAUUGUAAGGAAAAAAAUUCUCAAUCGCAAUGAGCCGCAGCAUAAUUCAGAAAAUAAUAAUACAAAUCAAAACAAUUCUGCCAUCCAAAAUGAAUCCCUUAAAAUAUCAGAAAAAUAUGAAAGCAGUCAACAUGAACCGCCUGCGAAAAAAAGGUUUAACAGACAAAGAAUUAUAAAUGCAAAUAAAAAUUGUGCCAAAAUAAAGAAUAAAAUUGUUCACCAAUUAUUUAAAAUGGAUAAAGAAAAAAUUCAUAAAUUAAUGGAUAAUCCAAACUCAUCAAAUAAAUUUGAAUUUGCUAUAAGCAGUCUUAUAACAGAGUCUCAGAAUAGUUUUAAUAGACACAUGAGAUCGGUCGCUGAAAAAUCUCUCUCCAGUACCAGUACAGAGUUUAUGCAGAAUGACAAUAAUACCAUAUAUGAAGACACCUUUAUGAAACAAAUGCAAUGUAUUCUAGAUCCACAGGACACAGUUUUUCUUGAAGAUAUUAAGCCCAUUGUUAUGGCAGAAUUAAGUAAAGUAUUGCAGCUCGAUGAACUUGAACAAAUGCAAAUGGGUGGAGAUGAGAAUUUAAAUGAGAUGUCAGAUGAUCAACAGAUUUAUAAUAAUAUUAUCACUGACUCUAAUGCAUGGCCAAAUGAGAAUUUUCAUUCAACAUAUUACGACCAACCAAAGAAUGUCGCACAAGCAGAUUUCACAAGAUCAAAGAGUGUGGAGCCGAACACCAACAAUUAUGAUAGAUUUACAAAUGACCAAUUGGAUUAUGAGGACUCUAAGCCUCUAUUUGAAAGAAGAUCAAGAAGGAAAAGUUACAGUUUUUACCAAGAUAGUGAUGUAUCAAAAAAUAAUGCUCUCUUUGGAAAAUCCCCUGUCAAAGAACAUAAAGAAGUAAAAGUAGAAGAACCACAAAAGUUAUUUGACUGUUAUCCUCAACAGGGUGUAGAGGAAGAAGAUCCUUUUGCUGAAUUAGACAAUCAGUAUCAUGUUGCCGUUGAUCAUGAUUUUAUUGAAGAUGACAAUAUUACAAUUCCAAAACCAUCACAGGACAGUGAUGAAUCAAACUUUUUAAAUAUACAGAAAGAGCUUAAAGUAGAACUUGCUACACCAGAGAAGGAUCUUCCUGCGCUCUCAGAACUACCGACGUUGACCGAAACUGAUUUAUACAAUCUAGAGGAGAAACUCGCACAAGACAAUGACGUAAAUGCGUCAGACAUCGAUAACAGUAGUAAAAUAGACAAAACCAAAGAGUUAAAUGAAAAAAUUGAUUUUGAGAAUUCGGUGAAAAUAUCUACACCAUCAAAUUCACGGAAAAGGUCUAUAGACCAACGACCAUCACAUCGUAAAGAAAAAAGAAGAAAAGAAUCAUGUUCUGAAUCAGCCAAUCAUUGUAAUAAAGACGAUGGAAUAGUCAAUGAUCCAUUAAACAUGUCUGAUAAAUGUGAAACGAUAAAAUCUGUCCUCCCUAAGGAUGACAGCAAGGACAAAGAUUGUACAGAUAAUAAUGAAUCAUUAAAUGAUAAAAGCACUUCGGACAAACAUCCUAAAAAGAAGGAUACGCCAAAGAAAACUCCGGUUAAGGACAAUAAAACUAAAUUAAAAGAUUCAACCUCAUCAAAUCAAGCUACCAGCCCACAAGAGAGCAGUUCAAGUUGUCAAAUUAGUUCCAAAACAGAUGCUAAAAAUUCUUUAAAAACGAUAGAUAUGUUCACUGAACAACCUCGUAAAGUAACUAUACAUCAAGCACAUAGGAACACAGCUGUUAGUUCAGUUCCCAGCCACAAAAUUUCUGUUGACACCAUAAUUAAACCUAAAGACAGUUUUUGCAGGCAAUUAAUGAGAAAACAUGUUGCAAUACAAGUUCACAGGAAGUUACCAUCAAAAGAAACACAGACAGUUAUAAAGAAAUAUAAUUCAAGGUGCUCCCAAACAAUAAAGAAAAAAUACGUCGUAAAGGAAACACAAACUGAUGACGUUGUUUCUGAGGCAUUAGUUACAAGAUCAACUGAGCCGUUUGAAAGAAUGAAGGAAAUAGAUUUGGAAAUACAGGUGUUAUUACAAGAAAAGUUUAAGCUGUACAACUCAAUGGAAUCUAAAGAUUCAAGUCACAACUCAAUGCAAACAUUGGGUAUGACAGUUUUGAAUGUUGCGCCAUUUGAUGGAGAUGACGAAAAUGGAACGUCAGAACAUAUCUUACUGACUGAAGAUGUUAUCGUGGAUAACUUUGCUAAUAUACCCUCAGAGGAGUUGGAUCAAAUAGCAUUCGAAACAGUUGCUAUUGAAGAGGCAGAAACGCCGAAAGUUGAUAAAAGAAUACGACGCCGUAAAGUUUCUUAUCAGAGUGCAUCGUCAGAAAGUUCUACGACGAUUAACACAAGAAGAAAAAGAGGAAAAUCCCCAAAUAUAUCUUUGCUCGAACAAAUUAUCACGGAUGACAGACCACUUGAGGACAUAAUAUCCUUAGACGAUUUAGAAGUGACACCACAAAGUAAAAAAAGAUUAAAGAAAGGCAAGAAUAUGGGGAAAAAGAGAGCUAUCAAAAGUAAAAAAGUUGAUAUGAACAAUAUAGAAAUCAAGGAGUGUUCUGUUCUUCUAAUAAGAGAAGACUUCAGUCAGUAUCUAGAUCAACAAAACCUUAUACAAGAUUAUGAUUAUGAGGAAACAGUACAAAAUGUUGAUUUAGAUUCCCCACAAAAGAUUGUAACAGCACCCACUAUACACAUCGAGCAGAACAUCAAUGAUAUACAGAUUGAUAUGUUGGAUGUGUCAGAAGAUAUUGUGGUAGGAGAUAACUGUGAGGACAAAGAGGCGGUUGUAAAUAUAACAGUGCCAAUAAGUGAAGAAAUCAUAUUAGAUAAUAGUCAGUCAUCGAUGGAGGACGCCAAGCCAAGCUUGAGUCAAGGUGAUGAAUGUAAAAUGUAUGAUUACUCAUCAGAUGAAAACCUCAGGCGGGAUUCUAUUGUUGUCUCAGGAAAUGCUGAUGCUGUUCUUGCGUUAGAAUGUGUUGAAACAAACUUCUUAGCGGCUUGUCUCGAUGGCAAUGUUUAUUAUUUCAAUAAUGAUGGAAAUCUUAUAACAACCUUAAGAGGAUCAAACCUUGCGGUAACCUGCAUCACUAUUGUUAAAGAGAAAUACGGAACCACAGUUUACACGGGGUCAUUGGACUCGAGAAUACGAUAUUAUGACUUAGAGACAGGGUUAGAAAAGGGACCAGAAUGUAAUGUUCUUAGUCCAAUACAAACAAUGGAUCAUGCAUGGGAUACAGUGUUUGUAGGAACGAGGACGGGAUUUGUACUGCAAUUCGAAUGCAAGAAUAACAUGCUAAUACCAGUGAGUUCAGUGAAGUUUUCUGAGCAAUCAAUACUAGCUCUACGAGCAAUGAAAGAAGGUCCAAGAAAAGUACUUCUAGUCGCUGCCAGAUCGGAAGACGUCACAAUAAAAGAUGCACAGACUGGGCUGUUGCUGAGAACUUUGGUUGGACCCAAAAUGACUGUCUACACUCUAUUAUAUGAAGAUGGAAAGGUUUACUGUGGGACCAGCAGUAAUCAGAUACAUGUGUUUGAUUACACGAGCGGCGGACACGCCGGCACUCACGAGGGAGGCAAGGGUGCGGUCUGUCUGCGAACAUCGGGCGGGCUUCUGUUCGCUGGGUGCUAUGACGGCUGUGUGUACGUUUACCGCGAGAGUGAGGCUCGACCCUUCGCACAGAUACGCGGCCCAAGUCUCAUGCUGCUUUCCCUGGCCAUAGUUGGAACCAAGGUCUUUAUUGAGCCCUGA